Molecule: messenger RNA, 4804 nt
Organism: Xenopus tropicalis (tropical clawed frog)
Lineage: Eukaryota; Metazoa; Chordata; Amphibia; Anura; Pipidae
Source: RefSeq, a predicted model, not a curated record
UUCUCCAUAGCAACGCAGGGACUGUAUCCCACCUCUCAGUCCUCUCCAACUGUCAGCUAUGAAAACACAGCCUCCAGCAGUGCCGUACAGGAGGGAAAAAUAGAAUGUUUGGUGGCAGUUUCUCCUGUGUCAGGACAGGGAAUAAAUAGUUACACUACACACAGUAACACAAGUUUUACUGUUAAUAAUGUGGUCCUGGACGGAGGUCCUGUCAUGGAAUGUGGAAACAAUGGAUCCAUCCUGUGGAAGGAGCUUUAUGCAGGUCCUUUGUGAGAAGUACAGCCCAGAAAACUUCCCAUAUAGAAGGGGUCCUGGAGCCGGGGUUCAUGUUCCCCCUGGACCGCAGGUGUCUCCUAUGAAAGACCGGCUCAAUCUCCCUAGUAUCCUGGUUCUGAACAGCUGUGGGAUCAACUGUGCUGGAGAUGAAAGUGAGAUUGCUGCUUUUUGCUCCCAUGUAUCAGAGCUGGAUCUCUCUGAUAAUAAGCUUGAUGACUGGGAGGAGGUUAGCAAGAUUGUGUCCAGUGUUCCCCAGUUACAAUUUCUUAAUCUGAGUUCCAACCCACUGCACCUGUCAGUUUUGGGACGUUCAUGCGCCGGGACAUUCUCUAGCAUUCGCAAACUGGUCCUCAAUAACUGCAAAGCCUCUUGGGAAACGGUCCAUACACUGUUGAUGGAGCUGCCAGAGUUGGAGGAGCUCUUUCUGUGCCUUAAUGACUAUAACACAGUAUUAUGUUCACCAGUCUGCUUCCGCUCUCUGAAGCUUCUCCACAUAACAGACAACAACCUCCAGGACUGGUCCGAUAUCCGCAAGUUAGGCACAAUGUUUCCAUGUCUUGACACACUUGUUCUUGCAAAUAACAACCUGUCUAAGAUUGAGGACUCAGAGGAAUCUUUAGCAAGGCUGUUUCCCAAUCUAAGGUCAAUAAGUCUGCAUAAAGCAGGUUUAAAUUCCUGGCGUGACAUUGAAAAACUUAAUGCUUUACCCAAACUUGAAGAGGUUAGAUUAUUAGGUAUUCCUCUGGUGGAGCCAUACAGCACAGAAGAACGCAGGAAACUUGUGAUAGCAAGAUUGCCGUCUGUAUCCAAACUGAAUGGCAGUGUUGUCACGGAUGGUGAAAGAGAAGACUCUGAAAGAUUCUUCCUGCGUUACUAUAUGAAUCUCCCAAAGGAAGAUGUCCCAUUAAGAUAUCAGGAGCUGGUGACAAAGUAUGGCAAAUUAGAACCGCUUGUAGAAGUGGAUCUUCGACCACAGAGUAAAGCAAACGUUGAUAUACACUUUGAAGAGAAAGUGGAGACAAUAAGCAUCCGUUUAGAUCAGACUGUGGCCGAGUUCAAAAAACAGCUAAAAAAUUUGGUGCAGCUUUCUACCAACAACAUGCGCCUGUACUAUCUGGACCAUGAAGCCCCUUUUGGGCCAGAGGAAAUGAAAUUCAGUACCCGCUUUUUACAUUCAUAUAAUGUUCAUGAUGGCGACAAAUUCUAUGUGGAACCCAAAAUCAAAUGACCGUACAUGCCUCUUCCUAUAGUUAUAUAUACACUCACACUGUAUAUAUAUAUAUAUAUAUAUAUAUAUAUAUAUAUAUAUAUAUAUAUAUAUAUAUAUAUAUAUAUAUAUAUAUAUAUAUAUAUAUAUAUAUAUAUAUAUAUGGACAUUACAAGGGAUUUUUGGUUUUGUUAUAAUUGCUUUUAUAUAAAUUAACCUCUUUGCCCCCCUGGUGCCAACCGCCAGCUCUAGCACAUUGAAGAGCUAUGUGCAGGUGCACAAGUGGACAAUAAAGGGGUCUUCAUCAGCUUAGGGACCUCUACAUCAUAGCAGGCUCUUUAAGGAGAGCCCUACCUGGAGCACUUUGUGUUUGUGAGUUAUUUACAAAACUGAAAAUAUUGCAGUUAUUUUUUUUUCUAUUUAGUUGAGUCAAGGUAUAUUACCCUUUACACAUAACUGUGUAUAUAAAUAUAUAUAAUAAUUUAUUGCCAUGAUUACCUUAGUUCUUUCAUGUCUCUGAUUAUGCAGAUUACUUUUUAGAGUUUUUCUAUUUUAUGCUUCUCUUCAAUUUGAUGCCCUUUACUUUCAUGAGAUCUACUGGUGUCCAGCAUGUGGUAAUCACCCUGUUUUCCCCCAUUGUCUGUGUUUAUUUAUUAUACCAGUGACAUAGUGGGGAAUAUUGGUAUUGGCACAGACAAUCAGAUAUCAAGCUAUUGGAGCUGACAAAGAGCCAAUGAAAAAUUCAAGUCACAGUACAUAUUCUUGUUUGUUUGUUUUUUAUCUUUUUUUUACCUACUUAACUUCCUGGCCAUACCCUAAAUUACUCCAUGUUUGUAAACCUUUGCUAAUGUAUCAUUUUUAUACAUGUCAUUUUUCACUAUUUAUGUUAGGCUACAUAUUUUUGAGACAAGGUACACCCUUUUAAUGUCCAAGGGAUUUUACAGAACAAAGUUCACAUUUAUGAUGGCCGUGCAAGUGCCAAAACAGGCUCAAUGCACCAUUGCCAUUUACUUCUUGCCCCUUUUUGGGAUUGCAAAAUAAAGUACAAAGAGUUGCUCCCAUUUCUGUAUGCUGUAUGCAGUGGAUGGUAUAAGUGAAAGUACUUAAAACAUUCAUUACAGGAUGCCCUUGCACCCUGUGCAUUCUGUGCUCUUUGCCUUGCAACAGAUAUUUAUUGUGGCUCAGGAGGCAGUGCGCUAGAGACCUCUAAGCGGUACAGUUUUGCUGGAGUGCUUAUGACUAUGGCAUAGCGUAAAUGAGUCUACGUGUUACCUGCUUUUAGUUUAUUGUUUUUAAUUUGUGAUUUUUAAAAAUCUGUCUCAGCAAAUAGGCUGGCAGUAAAGAAAGCCAGUAAAAAUGGUAUGGCUUCCCAAGUCACUGUGACCAGGCAGUCCAAACUAUGCGAUACACAAUGAAUGGGAUUACUUGUGAUUUUUUCUUUUAAUCUGUUCGUUUAGGGCAAAAAAUUGUUGUAAAGCAUCUGUGUGUAGAAAAAGGCAUACUAGCUGACUUCCCCUGCCACAAUAAGUUUUUUCUAAGAAUGUUUGCCAGAAAUACAUUUUGCAGUCUGUGGAGUUUAUUUAUCCAAGUGCCUAAAAUACUAAUGAAUACACCCAAAACAGAAUACUAUUGAAAAGUGUAUUAUUUGGUAAUGAAGUGUUACAUUUGUGUUAUAUCCUAAGUAUUAGCGGUGCUUCUUAUCCUUCUACUCCCUUUGUUUUGCUCCUUUUUAUAUGUAUAUUUCAUUUAUGCACAACUGUUGUUUGGAAGGUUUUGUAUAUCCCUCCCAAUAGAUGAUGCUCCAUAAACAUUGAAAGAUCACUAUUUCAAUAUUGCAUGUAAAAUAUUUACUUUCUUUCCUGGUGUCCAUCUUUGUUCAAUAUACAUCUUUUCCAGUCUCCAUCCUAUGCUUUCUCUGUGACAGUGUUUGGAAGAUUCUGUUUCCUUCCUGGUUAAGCAAAUCUGAAACAGCAACAAUGCUAAUUGUGCAGAGUUUUCCCAAGGGGUAUUGCUCUAACUCACAUUUCACUCCAAGGGGUCAGACAAACAAGGACUCUUUAACUGGCAGAGACCUAGAAGAGUGCAACAAGCAGAAUGGAACAUAACAUAGUUCCUUGAACAAUGUUAACAAUCCAUGUUCUUAUACAGAUCAGAGCAAAACUAUUCCCAUAUGGCAGUGUUCUGAUGCUUAUGGGGGUAAAGAGAUACAGAAAAGCAAUUUGAUCUACGUUAAUGCUGGCAACUGUAAUUUUACAGACUCUGCAUUAUAAGGGUAUGUAGUGUCCAUUGUUUUGCACCAAAGUUGGUUAGGUACUAAUUUAUCCAAGGGGUUUGUUUAAAGGCUGCAUCUAAUAAACCAUAGGCAAUGCUGCAGGCAUUUCUCCAUUCUAGCAGUAAAUCCACCCUAAGGCAGUUGCAAUUUAUGUGGUCCUGAACAAAGAUUUUACCUUCUAAUCAUUGUUUUAUUAAUAUCCAGCAGUAAACAAGUGAACCUAAAAGCUAACUGAUAUUAUCAUUCUUUUGAGUUUAAACUCUAGGCCUGGUGAACCUAGCCUGGAACUGCUAGUUGUGAUGUGGCUGCCUUGUUAGUGGUUAUUGUAUUUGAACACAACAUCCUUUAUGAAUCCUGCAUUGAAGUUUGUAGAAUUGUGUUUUUUUUACUCAGCAUUUUUCCAGGCUACAUGUGACCAUUUUAGAUUGCAAAUUGGUACCAUUUUUUAGGAGAACUUAGAGGGCUUAAGGGAAAAAGCACAAAAUAUGGGGGGGGGGGGGGUCAAUGUUUUAAAUAGGUGUUUAAACAUAAAGCAUGAUUUGGCCAUUAUGCUAAGUAACUUAAAGGAACUCAUUUUUAUAAUGCAAAUGUUCUCUUGUCUGUGAAAUCAUCAUUUCAGUUUAUUUUUCUAAUGUUCUGAAUGCAACACUUCCUGUGGAUUAUGAUGCUGAAUGAGGAUCUAGACCUCUGCACCCCACCAAACUGCAAGCCAGUGCACCAUCUAUGUGGCUAAUGACUGCCAAAGACUUCACAGAUUCAGUAGGAUGGUUUGGCCAGCUUUCCAUCAGUUCUUCAUUUAGAGUAAAGCAAACACUACUCCCAUUUGCAGUGGAGCAGCUAGACUGUUGUUCAUGCUUGUAAUUGAGCUUUUAGUAUAUAUUGUAAUAUUACUGAUCUCUUGGUGCAUUCACCAGGUCUUCAGUGAUGCCCUAUAUAGCCUCUUUACUACCUUUAUAUUGAGUCCAGAUUGGAAUGCAUUUCUGAUUAAAAAAAAAAACCCAAUGUGAAUAAUUGCUAAAUAAUAAAGUUUAGUUUUGGAUAGUUAUCUU